UUGACGCAUACUGUGUGGAAUUUAUAAUUUCCUUAAUGAGGGAUGGGGCCUAACUUGAGUUUUAAUCCUAAUGCGCCGCCACUAACCAAACGAACCUGUUGGUGUCGCAGGGAUGUGGCGGAAGCUUCUUUUCCUCCUCGUCCUUGUGCUGUUUUCCGGUGUCUCGCCGCUACUCUCCUCUUCCGAAUCCUAUUCGGACGCCUGCGACGCCCGAUCCCUUCCAGAUCCGCUCACUCUCCGCCCAGAUCGACUUACCGUCCUCAUCAACGGCUACUCCGAAGCCCGCCUUCCUCUCCUCAACACCCUCGCAGCCUCCUACGCUGCCCACCCGCUGGUCGAUGCCGUCCUCGUCCUUUGGGGCGACCCCUCCACCCCCGCCGCCACCCUGGCCUCCCUCUCCUCCCAAGGCGAUGGAUCCGCCUCCGUCUUUGUCGUCCGCAAUCCCUCAACCUCCCUGAACGCCCGCUUCCUUCCCCGGGCAGCCAUCCGCACCCGCGCCGUGGCCGUCUGUGACGACGAUGUGGAGAUCGACUCCCGGACCCUGUCCUUUGCCUUUUCUGUUUGGGGCUCCCGGGGCGGAGUCGCCCUAGUCGGCCUCUUCGCGCGCUCCCACGAUCUGGAUCUGGAGAGGCGGCGCUGGAUCUACGCCGUGCACCCGGACCGCUACUCCAUCGUGCUCACCAAGUUCAUGAUCCUGAGCGUGGACUACCUCCGGCAGUACAGCUGCUGGGGCAGGCUGAGCGAGGCACGGCGGCUGGUGGACCGGGAGAGGAACUGCGAGGACAUCCUCAUGAACUUUGUGGCGGCGAAGGCGAGCGGCGUCGGGCCGGUGCUGGUAGGCGGAAGGGUGCGCGACUGGGGCGAUCCACGGAACAACGGAAGCGGCGGCGGGGCGGAGGUGGCGAUCGGGCGGAUGGGGCUGAGCGCAAGGCACGGGCACCGGAAGAAGAGGGGGGACUGCAUCACCGAGUUCCACCGGAUGCUGGGCGAAAUGCCGUUGAAGUACAGCUACGGGAAGGUGGUCGAUGGCGUCGGGGAGCAGGGAUUAUGUGAAAAGGGCGGAAAGCUCGUCCUCUGUGAUCGCCAAGACUAGGUUUAACUAGUGCAUCUGGUCAGAGAAUUGUUAAACUCACUCCAAAAGAAAUUAUUGGAGAAGAAAUUAAAAAAAAAUAUAGGAGAAAAUAAUAUGAAACGGGGAAAGAAUCUCUAUAUGGAAGAGAAGGACAAUAAAAUAAAAUUCAACUUACUUUAUUUAUGAAAAAUAAUACAUAUUUAUAGAUUUAUUGGAUAA
Molecule: messenger RNA, 1291 nt
Organism: Zingiber officinale
Lineage: Eukaryota; Viridiplantae; Streptophyta; Magnoliopsida; Zingiberales; Zingiberaceae
Product: glycosyltransferase family protein 64 C3-like
Exons: 1
Coding region: 113-1093 (326 amino acids)
Cellular component (GO): membrane
Molecular function (GO): glycosyltransferase activity
Source: RefSeq, a predicted model, not a curated record